Entamoeba dispar SAW760 is the source of this 960-nucleotide messenger RNA. RefSeq lists its product as uncharacterized. The transcript has 2 exons. Gene Ontology annotation, molecular function: small GTPase binding. Gene Ontology annotation, biological process: regulation of actin filament polymerization. Lineage: Eukaryota; Evosea; Mastigamoebida; Endamoebidae. The coding region runs from base 1 to 960 and encodes 319 amino acids. The record is from RefSeq and is a predicted model, not a curated record.
AUGGGAGCAAUUCUUUCGUUAUUCCAAGGAGGAGAAAAAGGGGAAAAGAUUAUUAUUGAUUUUGAGAAUGUUGUCCCUUCACCAGAAGAACAAGAAUUAUAUUCUUCAGUAGAACAAUGUCUUCAAAAAUCAUCUAAAAUUCUUCAAGAAAUUAGUGAGUAUAAAGGCUGUGAGGAUCUUAUAAGAAAAGCUAUCUCACAAGUUUCACCUGAAAAUGAAGAAGAAUGUUGGAAAGCUUUAAUUCCAAGAGUAGAUAUAUUAUAUGAAUUUUAUGAAUUUUCUAAUCAACUAAAGGAUAGAUUCAUUGAAAUUAUUCGUGUAUUAUCACAAGCAGAAGCUAAAUUAAGUUUAGUCAAUUAUCAAGCAUUAUCUAAACAACUUGGAUUAGUACUUGAUUUUGUAUUACAAUUCGAUAAUAAGAAAUUAGGAAAUUCUUCCAUUCAAAACGAUUUUUCAUAUUAUCGUAGAACAUUAAAUAGAAUGAAAGGAGUUAAAAAGGAUAGUGAUAUUAAAAUUAGAGAUGAAACUGCUAACAAAAUGUCUAUGUUCUUUGCAUAUUCUUCUCCAAUGAUGAAAGUACUUACUGAAGCAGUCAAUGAAUUUACAAAAGGUGUUAACGAAGAAAUAAAAGACAAUAUUUCUGGUUUACUUUGUACGUUGGCUAAUACUUGUAAUGAUAUGGUAUAUUUUGGCACUUUCUCUAAAGUAGAAACUAAUUUGUUUUGUCUUCGUGUAAUGACCGGAUCAAUUAUUCUCAAUGAUAUCAUUUCUCCUUUAGGUUCUUUCCAUAAGAAAACACCAAUCAGAAUUAAAGAAUGUAUCAUGCAAUUGAAAAAUUAUAACCAAGAAGAUCCUCUCAUUUGUGAGACUACAAAAUCCUUAUUAGAUACGUUAAGAUUUACUUCUAAACAUAUCCAAGAUCCAGAGACUCCUGGCUAUAUUAAGGCUCUGUUAAUUUAA